AGUCCCGCGGCUCUCCGUUGAGAAGGUGCGGCUGCUGCGCGGGAGACAGGGUCUCUCGCUGAAACCUGGAGCUUGCAGUUUUUCAAGUGGGCUGGCUAACCAUCAAGUGUUAGCAAUCCUCCUGUCUCUGUCUCCCUCUCCUCUGCCCAGCACUGGGGUACAGAUACCCUGGAUCACUAUGGCGAUCGUGGAGAAUCAGGUCACAUGUGUUCUGUCUCAGAAGCAGCAGUUGGACAGCAACAUACUCUCCCCCUUGUGAGCAUUAACAGAGGGAAGUGUAAACAUGUUCAACUACGGGUCCAAACUGAAGAAAGAUACCUAAGUCAUUAUGGGGAGGCAGACAGUCCUCUGUUCACGGUUGUGCAAAGUCUCCAAGUAAAUCAGAGAGAAGAGAAGCAGCCCUACUGUGGUAAGUCCUAAGCAGGCUUACGAGUUUCUCAUCUGUGGACAUGUUUCCAGAUCAGUCCUCACUCCCCUAAAGACAAACCUGAAAACCUUAAAACGGGUCAAACGAUGGAUGAGUCAGAUGAUGAUUUCAAAGAACUCUGUGCCAGCUUUUUCCAAAGGGUGAAAAAAAAUGCAACCAAAGAGGCGUCAGGAGAAAAGAAGAAGCGGAAGGCCUCCGGCAGCACUCAGAAACGAGGCAAACUGAAAGAAACCUGUCACGCUGCCACCAGGAGCAAAACCCUUCAAGGCCCUUCAGAGAAGAAACCUCGAACAGACAGCCAGGCCUCUAGGACUAAAAAGCAAGGGGCACCCAAAUCCCAAGAAGGGGACCCAGCUCUCCCUGUGAACGGAAAGGGAGGUGUCCUUGCUCCUAGCCCACAGCUUGUGUUGUGUGAAAGAGCACAGAGCAUUCAGACAGAGAGUGCUCCCAAUGGCGACUCCCAGCCCCUCCCAUCCUGUCUCACUACUACUGGUGUGCCAAGUCCCUCCAGACCUAGAGCCUCAGAGCUGGUUCUCCAACGGAUGAAGCAGUUCAAGAGAGCAGACCCUGAGCGCUUGAAACAUGCUUCAGAAGAGUCUUCCCUAAAGACCACACUGGAAGAAAAUGCCCCAAGGAACCCUCAAGAGGAGAUGGUGGUAGAAAACGAGUAUAAGCCCGGGCUCCAUGCCGCAGACAGCGAUGCUGCUGUGGCCCUGGCCUUGGAGCAGGAGUUCAGAAGGGAAGAAGCGUCUUCACAUCAUGACAGCUUGGAGGAGAAGGGGUUGUUCUUCUGCCAAAUGUGUCAGAAAAACCUCUCAGCAAUGAACGUGACCCGGAGGGAGCAACAUGUGAACAGGUGCCUUGAUGAGGCAGAAAAGGCACUGAGGCCUGCUGCACCUCAGAUCCCUGACUGCCCAAUAUGUGGUAAACCGUUCUUCACCUCCAAGAGCCGAAUCAGUCAUCUGAAGCAGUGCGCAGUGAAGAUGGAAGUGUGUCCCCAGCUCCUGCUCCAGGCUGUGAGGUUACAGACAGCUCCGCCCGAGGCGGGCAGCAGCCCUCCGGUACCCAGCAACCAUGUUGGAGGUUUGAAACGGAAAGGAACCACCAAGAAGGAGCCACAGAAGAGGUGGAAGGUCAAGAAGCCCGAGGCGCCGUCUGAAGAUCUGCUGGUGGCCAUGGCUCUGUCUCGCUCUGAGAUGGAGCAGUGUCCACCUGUGCCCCCGCUCAGACUGGAAAAUGCUUUUUCUGAGAAGAUAAGGCUAGGAGCAGAGAAGAAAAGUCGCAGGAAGAGACCCCCGGUGUGUCCCCCACGGUUGUUAACCCAGGACUCUGAGACCACAAGUAGACAGAUUGAGGAUCGUGUCGCCCAGCUCCUGUCAGAGGAAGUGGAACUGUCCUGCACCCCACCACUUCCUGCCAGCAAGAUUUUAAAGGAAGAGUUGGAGCAUGCAGGCUGGCGUCUGCAGCUGCCUGAGGGAAAGCGAAAUUUUCUGUGGGAGUGCAGUGCCCUCACAGGGGCCUGGGCUGAGGAGUCCUUCUACACAGCAGGCCUGGUUCCUCCACUUGUGUCCCAACGGCCUCCUAAGGAACAUGAGCUAUCACUGCCCAAACAGCGAGAGCCAAGUACACAAAGGCCACCUGCUUCCCACAGCAGCCCUCCUGUGAGCCACAGCCCCAAGAGCCAGUUGAUGUCCUCCAGUCAGAGGGAGCACCAAGCUCUUCAAAAUCUUGUGGACUUGGCAGUGGAGGGGAUGAGUGCCAGCCCAGGGCCCGGCAGUCUCGGAGUACCGGCAGGGUUGGACUUGGGACCCAGCAGCCUUCCACUGACUGGAUUUGUCCUGCCGUCUAAGAAGACCCUUCAGCGGAGUGACCACGCCUCACUCUCCUCUCUAGGGUUGCUGGUGUCUGACUUUGGGGCAAUGGUCAACAAUCCACACCUAAGUGAUGUCCAGUUCCAGAUUGACAGCGGAGAGGUGUUUUAUGCCCACAAGUUUGUUCUCUAUGCCCGAUGUCCACUUCUUAUUCAGCAUGUAAACUCUGAAGGCUUCUCUGCAGUGGAGGAUGGGGAUCUGACCCAGCGCAUCCUGCUGAACGAUGUGAGCUCUGAGGCCGCCCAGGCCUUUCUGAACUAUCUCUACAUGGCCGACACUGACAUGCCUCCCAGCCUAGCUCCUGACCUGCGUUCCCUAGCCCUAAGGUUUGGUAUGAGCGACCUUGCUCACCUGUGUGAACAAGUGCCCGUCGUGACAGACUUGGAGGGAGACCAAGAGGAGGAGGAGGAGAAGGAAAAUGAGAACUGUGAAAGCAGAGCAGAGAAUUUCCAAGAACUCCUGAGGUCAGUGUGGGUAGACGAGGAGGAGGAAGCAGAGACUUUGUGGAAACCUGAGGUCUGUGAAGAAGACAGAGAAAACGUGAAUGAAGCAGAAAUGGAGGAAAUUUAUGAGUUCGCAGCCACUCAGAGGAAGCUGCUCCAGGUGGGGAGCAUGGCAGACACAGACGAGGACACUAACCAGCUCAGGGAGGACAGUCCCGUUUCUGAGCCUUCCCUGGCAGGUGCCCAGAGUGACAGGUGGACAGAACAAAUGGAGUCACCUGGGCCGGUCUUCUGGGAAAAUGAAAGAGAUUCCAUUCCGCCCCAGGGCCAGCACUCAGACUGGGCAGGGAAAGCAGGGACCCAGGAGGCACUAAGGGAGGCAGCUGGCCAGCCCGGCUCCUGUACCCCUUCUGAGAGCCAGCGGGUGAGGAGGAGAGAGUGCUCACCUUUGCACCCAGUCAAGGCCCGUGACUACAGACAGCUCUUUGCAUCAACUCAGAGAGAACCAUCUGAACUGUCAAAAGUGACAAUUGAUCACGAAGAGCAAAGUGACACUGUUGGUGACAGGCAGGCAGAGGUGGCCCCUUCCCCCCCUGAGGAGCAGGCACCCCGCUUCCUCCUGUCACAGCCUCCUGGAGGUGGAAGUCCCAGCCAGUCACGGCGUCCCCUGUUUCACACAAGCAAUUUGUCCCCAUCAGUGUCCCAGUCCCGCAGUAGCAUUUCCAAGGUGGCAUCCCCAAGCUCACUGUCUCCAGUUACGCCAGCUAAGCAGAGAAGGGACAGUAGCAUUCUUACAUUCCUGAAGGAACCAAGCCACCAGAGAGGUAAACGAGGUAGUUCCAUGUCGGGACGCAGAAGUAGGAGCAUCCUGAUUUCCCCGGCAAAGUCUCCACCCAUUGACCUGACCCAGUCGGUACCUGAUCCCUUGAGUCCCAGGACCCAGGAUCCUCUGCAUCAUGUAAAGAAAGAGGACGAGAUUAUCCUUUUACUAGAUUCAGAUGAGGAGCUGGAACUAGAGCACACCAAGACAAAGUUAGUUUCUAAAGAGUCCCCAGAAGGAAGGAAAGCUCUAGAAGUUAGCCCCAAGUCCUCUGAACUGUUUUCAGUCAUUGAUGUCGACGAAGAUCAAGAACAUUUCCAGAGCCCCCCGAAGAGAGAAGCCAGGCCGCAGAAGGAAGAAGAGGGACAGCCGGGAAACCAGUCCUCUCUGGGAAGCAGAGAGGCCCCCUGGCUCUUCUGCAGCCAGAAGAACAGCCUAGAUGAGGAUAGCACUACAGACACCUCCUGGCUGGUGCCUGCCACUCCGGGGGCCUGCAAGAGCCGUGAUUGCUCCUCACAGACCCAAAUCCUAAGCCUUAAGACCAGGAGCCCAUCAGAUGAGGCUGGUGAGCACACCCCCAGGCCUGCCAUAGAACGCAGGGUUGUGCAGGAAGCAGCUCAGAAGUUCUCAGUGAUCAUGCCGCAUAAACUGCCUGCUCCUCAAAGAAUUUCUGAGAGUGGAAGACAGGCCUAUGGAAGCCCUUCCCAUGUGCACCCCAGGUGCCACAAGCGCUCCUCUUUACAGCCAUCAAGUCCUGCCCCGGAUUUUACCAGGUGGCCCCAGAAACACUCAUCACCUGGGCCAUGCCUGCCCAACCAGGCUGCAGCUGAUGAAGUGGUAGAAGUUGGGGACAGUGAUGACGAGCAGGAGGUGGCUUCUCUUGGCGGAAACGGCAGCCCUGUGCUAGAUGGUGACCCCCCGCUUCCCAUGGGCGACCACUGUUGGCAGGAGGAGCCUCUCUCACCAAUUCCAAUUGACCACUUGAAUCUGGCGCGGACUGGCCCCCUGACCACAAGCAGUCCCAGCCACCAGUCCCAGGAGGCUCUGCGUAGUGGUGACUGCCACUCCCCAGAACUCCUGGGCACCACCCCCAUCCGAGGAAGCUGUGGUGCCCUGAGAGAGUCCCAAGAGGCUUCCCAGGAUGCCUCUCCCGGGAGCAGCAAACUGAGUUUCAUGAGCCCAGCUCUGUGGGAUGACUGGGAUGAAGAGCCACAGUCUCCAGAGGCCCCACCUGCGGCCCAAAUGCUGGGUGCUGGAGCUCGGAAGCCAGGCAGCCCAGAGACACCAAAAGGUGCUAACAAGAAAAAGAACUUGCCCCCCAAAGUGCCUAUAACUCCAAUGCCAAGGUAUUCGAUCAUGGAGACCCCAGUGCUGAAGAAAGAGCUGGACAGCUUUGGAGUUCGUGCUCUGCCCAAACGCCAGAUGGUUCUCAAACUGAAGGAGAUUUUCCAGUACACUCACCAGACUCUGGAGUCAGACUCAGAGCAUGAAAUCCAGUCCUCCCAGGUGCUUCCAGAGGAACCUUGCAGCCAGGACCCCACCACUGAGACCUACAAGCCUUCAAGGUUGCCAGCUGGGGAGCUGCCGUCAGGCCCUGAUGGGGACGCCCCACUUCCAGCCUCCCAGGAAUCCACGGCUGCCUCUGCGGAUGGUAGUGACAGCUCCUUUAUCUCUCAAAGUUCCUCCUGUGCGUUUGGAGCUGCCUUAGAGUCUGCAGGUGAAGACAAGGAUGACGAGGAGGAGGUCCGAGCAUCGCAAGCUGCUGUCCAGGCCGCAGACCCAGAGGAGGCUGUGACACGCUACAUCUGCUCCAAGCCUGCCCUCUACAGGAAGGUACUGACAUACCAGCCUCUCGAGCUGGCUGAGCUACAGGCUGAGCUGAAGCAGGAUGGCAUUCCUGUGGCCAUGGGCAAGCUGCUGGACAUCCUAGAUGCCCAGUGCAUCACCUUCACAACUGCUGCAGCGCGAAAGGAGAAGCUGCAGCAGAGGAGACGGCAGCCCUUGGGCAGAAAGAAAAAGGACCAGAAAUGACAGGUUUCCACCUAGAAGCUGCCUGCCCAAGGGCCUGGACACUGGUGCAAGGCAGGCCUCUGUGGGUGUGUCUUGGGACGUCAGCCUGUGUCUCUGUAAAGGAUGACAUCACCAGCAAACUCUCCGGGGCUGUACCGGCUCUCAGUGUCGUUCCUGGGUUUAGAGCCAAGCGCUCCUUCCUCCCUCCCCCUCGGUCAGUGCCAGUUUCCCCCCUUUGGCCCAAGCAGGAUCCCCAUCCUGUGUGUUCCUGAGAGGCAGUGGGCGAUCCCAGCUGACCAGGGCAAGACCUGAGUCGUCUUCACUUACAUUCUGCGUCCACUGCAGCCCAGCCCAGCUGUCCAGGUAGUACGUUCUGAGAUGGGUAUCAGGCCCGCCUGCCUUCUCAGCAUUCAGACUGACCCAGACACCCCAGGGCGGCCUGCACCACUGCAGCACAGAUGUUUCUCUGACCCGGUGCCGGCCCACACCUGUCACUGUCACCAGCAUUCUUUAGGCAGGACUGUGAAUAGGGCCCAGCACAACUAUGAAGACCCCCCCAACAAGCAUGCUGUUUGUGGGCUCCUCCCAUGCCUGUUAAGCCUCCUUGACCCAGGAGCAAUGUGGACCUUGGGGAGAGCCAGAAAAAACAGAAGUUGGGGUUUCCAUAGCCUGUGAAUGUCCUUGUCUGUUUUAAAUACAGUGACGUUGUUUUAUAUGAGUGCAAUAAAAACAAGGCUUUAUUUAA
Messenger RNA from Peromyscus eremicus (cactus mouse), 6316 nucleotides. RefSeq names its product SLX4 structure-specific endonuclease subunit (gene Slx4). Gene Ontology annotation, cellular component: nucleus; Slx1-Slx4 complex. NCBI's taxonomy places the organism in Eukaryota, Metazoa, Chordata, Mammalia, Rodentia, Cricetidae. The record is from RefSeq and is a predicted model, not a curated record. Gene Ontology annotation, biological process: interstrand cross-link repair; DNA replication; meiotic DNA double-strand break processing. The transcript has 17 exons. Bases 514 to 5592 code for a protein of 1692 amino acids. Gene Ontology annotation, molecular function: enzyme binding; DNA binding.